AUGGCGGGGCUCGCGCAGUCAUUGGACCCUCGUCUGGGCGCAUCGGGCCAGCGGUUCAGCGAGCUCGAGUGUGGUACCCAGGCGCACUUCGUUUCGGCUGGCAGCUCGUCGCAGGGUUCCUCCUCGCUCUCCCUGAGCGACAGCGACGCCAGCGCCGCGCCCUCGGCCCCGGGCCACGAGCCGGGCGGCCCCGAGGAGACCGGAGCGCGCAGGUCGCGGCCGCGGCUGCUGGUGGCGGGCGAGCCGCUCAGCGCCGCGCUGCAGUGGUACAAGCCCCCGAGGCGCCCCUACACCCGAAGGGAGCUACUGGCCGACCGCGUAGUGAACUUCUUGGGGGCGGGGCUGUCGUGGCCGGGCCUGUGCUCUCUGGUCAUCAUGUCGACUGCGGCCGGGGACCCCCUCAGUGAGACAGCAGGCUACCUCGCCUUCGGCGUCGGGCUCGUUGCGAUGCUGAAUCUGUCGGCGUUCUACCACCUCCUGUCCUGGGACUGGAGCCAGGCAGAGGUAUUGUACAGCCUCGACAAGAUCGGCAUCAACUCCAUGAUCGUCGGCGCGUACGCCCCCAUGUGCCUGCAGAUCGACGCCUGGUGGACCCUAGCGUUUGUGUGCGUCCUGGGCUGCAUCGGCGUCUGCGCGGAGCUGGUCUCCCUGUGCGGUUGGCGGUGUAGAGAGGGUGCGAGUGCUGCCUGGUCCUGGGCCGAUAAGCUGGACAUAGUGCGUUAUUUGGUCAUGGGUUGGGCUGUAUUCGCCGUCGCGCCGACAAUCUACAGGUUGUUCCCGAUGCCUGCAGUGUUUGGCAGCAUCCUGGGCGGCGUCAUCUAUUCGAGCGGCAUCGUAUUCUUCGUAUUGGAUCGGCUCGAAUUCCAUCUGACCAUCUGGCAUGGUUUUGUAUUUUUGGCCUCCUUGUGCUUCUACCUUGUCAACGCUAUUUAUCUUGUUGGCAAUCAUUACGGGCCAGGCUGA
Prorocentrum cordatum is the source of this 963-nucleotide messenger RNA. Lineage: Eukaryota; Dinophyceae; Prorocentrales; Prorocentraceae. The record is from the annotation of a GenBank genome assembly.